Lachancea thermotolerans CBS 6340 is the source of this 1362-nucleotide messenger RNA. It is a transcript of the gene MEP3, whose product is annotated as ammonium permease MEP3. NCBI's taxonomy places the organism in Eukaryota, Fungi, Ascomycota, Saccharomycetes, Saccharomycetales, Saccharomycetaceae. The transcript has a single exon. Gene Ontology annotation, molecular function: ammonium channel activity. Gene Ontology annotation, cellular component: plasma membrane. The coding region runs from base 1 to 1362 and encodes 453 amino acids. The record is from RefSeq and is a predicted model, not a curated record. Gene Ontology annotation, biological process: ammonium transmembrane transport.
AUGGGUCAGCUUUGGGAGGAGACUUACGAACCCGCGACGGUAGCGUUUAUACUAGUGGGCGCGGCGCUCGUGUUCGUGAUGGUACCGGGGCUGGGCUUCCUGUACUCGGGGCUGACGCGCAGAAAGUCGGCGCUGGCCCAGAUAUGGGCGGUACUCAUGGCCGCGCUCGUCGGCAUGGUUCAGUGGUACUUCUGGGGCUACUCUCUGGCGUUUUCGAAAACGUCCCACAACCACAAGUUUAUCGGCAACCUGGACUCGUUCGGGUUCCGUAAUGUCUACGGCAAAGCCUCAGAGGACAGCGAGUACCCGGAGAUUGCGUUUGCGGCGUUCCAGGGGCUGUUCAUGUGCGUCACUCUCAGCAUUAUCGCAGGUUGUACCGCGGAAAGAGGUAGACUUUUGCCACACAUGGUGUUUUUAUUCUGUUUUGCAACGCUCGUGUAUUGCCCUGUCACAUACUGGAUUUGGGCGAGCGACGGGUGGGCCUAUAGGUGGGGUGUUCUUGACUGGGCCGGCGGUGGGCCGGUCGAGAUUCUAUCCAGUGCUGGCGGCUUUGUCUACUCAGCGUUUCUCGGCAAGCGUAAGGAGAGCCUGUUGAUAAACUUCAGGCCACACAAUGUCUCCAUGGUCACCCUGGGUACAUCUCUGCUGUGGUUCGGCUGGCUCGGAUUCAACUCCUGCACAUCUCUGACGCCCAAUCUUAAAUCCGCAUACGCGUUCAUGAAUACUAAUUUGAGCGCCGCGGUCGGCGGCAUGACCUGGUGCCUGCUCGACUUCAGACUCGAGAAAAAAUGGUCUACAGUUGGUAUGUGUUCUGGCAUCAUCUGCGGUUUGGUGGCUGCUACCCCUAGUUCCGGUUGCAUCACCUUAUAUGGAUCUGUUAUCCAAGGUAUCGUGGCAGGAAUCGUUUGCAACUUCUCCACUAAGAUAAAGUACUACCUGAAAGUCGAUGACUCUAUGGAUAUCCUAGCGGAGCACGGCAUCGCCGGUGUUGUAGGACUUUUUUUCAAUGCAUUGUUCUCUGCCGACUGGGUAGUUGGUAUGGACGGAGCCACAGAGCAUGGUGGUGGCUGGAUAACUCACAACUACAAACAAAUGUAUAAGCAGAUCGCUUACAUUGGUGCGGUCUUCGGCUAUGGUGUCGCUGUUACAGCCAUAAUAUGCUUCGUGAUCGACAAGAUCCCAGGCUUGCAGCUGCGAGCCUCUGAAGAAGCUGAGGAGCGCGGCCUGGACGAAGACCAGAUUGGCGAGUUCGCCUAUGACUACGUCGAAGUUAGACGGGACUAUUUCUCGUGGGGAGUCAACAACAAAGCGGAGUCCUUAUCGGAGGACAACGAUUCACAUCCCCAGGGGGAGAAGCCAUGA